Papilio machaon (common yellow swallowtail) is the source of this 1150-nucleotide messenger RNA. RefSeq lists its product as uncharacterized. The transcript is spliced from 2 exons. The record is from RefSeq and is a predicted model, not a curated record. Bases 152 to 1018 code for a protein of 288 amino acids. Lineage: Eukaryota; Metazoa; Arthropoda; Insecta; Lepidoptera; Papilionidae.
UCGCCCAACGAUAGUGAUUCAGUUUUGCGCGAUCGCUUGAUACAAAAUGAUGGUACGAACGGGGUGAGGGUCGGAACAAUUAUAGAAGAAAGUGUAGUGUACCUGCAAAUAGUGACGUACCACCCCAAAAUCGAUUAUUAUAAUAAUCAAUAUGAUUAGCGAGACGUGGUAUCGAAUCACAAUCGUUUCAUGCUUAGCCGUGCUAUCCACCACUGAAGGAUACGAUAACAAACUAACGAAACUAUGGUCUUUAUCUGGUGCAUCGAAAAGUGAUGGAUCUGCAAUAGUAAAUGUGACCAGUGCAUCUAUUGUGAUACAACCAAGUGGACAGAUAUCUUCACGAAGAACAAAAGAUUUCAAAGGUACUCCUUCCGAUUACAGCUACGCGUUUAGACCCCGAACGAUACCGGUUCGGUAUCAUCAUGACGAGAAGGUCUAUCAUUCUCAAGAUGUGAAGUACAAAUCGGAAGUACCUUUCCCUGGUAAUUAUCAUAUUGCCAAAGAGAAAGGUAGUGAGAGCCUGCAGGAAUCCCCGCACAACUAUGUUAAGGAAGGUGCAUUUCAUCCAAGAGCUAUCCCUUUAAUAAUUAAUCCAGAAUUUCAAGGAAGAUCAUUGAGUGAAGACGAGGAACCUAUUCUCGAAAAACCUGAAGGAUUUUCGGAAGUCCCUGCGUCAAAGAGAUCAUUGUCAUUCUUAGGAGCUGAGGAUGACGAGGAAGAAGUAGACGAAGAAGAAGAAGAAGAAGAGGAGGACGGGGAAUACGAAAUCAGUGAAGAUACGGAUGAUAAAGGUCACAAACACAAACCGUAUAACAAAAUAAAGAAGAAACUGAAUAAGAAAUCGAAGAAGAUGACCAAAUACAUGAUGCCGUUACUAUUAGCUUACAAAUUGAAGUACUUCGCUUUAGUUCCUGUGAUGAUAGGUGGACUUGUAUUACUGGUAGGAGCGACAGGAUUGGCUGGUUUCUUCUUUGCGUUAUUUGCAGCGGUAAUGGGAUUACAGAAAGGAGGUUAUUAAUAAAAUAAAUUAGGUCGACGGGUUGCUCGCAGAUGCCAUUUCAGUUAAGUUAGUUAUGAUAAUUUCGAAGCUACUUCUUCAAUAUAUAUUUUUACUAUCAAUUUAAAUUUGUUUAUUUUGACAAGUAGACAU